AUGAGUAAAUUCCAAAAAACCCUAAUUUCAGUUUUCUUUCUCUGUUUAGUUAUCCUACCUCUUCUAGUCUCAUCCGCGGAGGAAGAAAACGAAUGCGGUGGUGGCUCCAACGGAGGAGGAGGCUCUGCUUCAGAGAAAGCAAAGAUUCUUAAAUACAAGAUCGGAGCUUUCUUCUCUAUCUUAAUCGCCGGAGUUUUCGGAGUCUGUUUACCUAUCUUCGGCCUCAAGUCAGAGAGCAAUCUCUUCAUGUUCGUCAAGGCAUUCGCCGCCGGAGUAAUCUUAGCCACCGGUUUUGUCCACAUUCUUCCCGAUGCCACCGAGAGCCUCACGAGUCCUUGCAUCGGAGAAAACCCACCGUGGGGAGAUUUUCCGGUGACAGGACUCAUGGUAAUGUGUGCAGCGAUUGUGACAAUGUUGAUUGAGUCGUUUGCUUCAGGGUUUUUGAAUAGAUCUCGGUCGGAGAAGGUAACUAAGACUUUGCCGGUGAGUAACGGUGGAGAUAUGGAGGAGCAUAAUUCUCACAAUGGCUCUGCUCAUACUCAUGCCUCACAAGGACAUUCUCAUGGAUCUCUUCUUGUUCCUCAAGAUGAUGAUCACAUUGAUCUAAGAAACAAGAUUGUAACUCAGAUAUUGGAAUUGGGGAUUGUGGUUCACUCAGUGAUAAUAGGAAUAUCUUUGGGAGUAUCUCCAAGUGCAAGCACAAUAAAGCCUCUCAUAGCUGCAAUUACAUUCCAUCAAUUGUUUGAAGGUUUUGGUCUUGGUGGUUGCAUCUCUGAGGCAAAGUUUAAAGUUAAGAAGAUUUGGGUUAUGGUGUUAUUCUUUGCACUCACGGCACCACUAGGGAUCGGAAUCGGUAUUGGAGUUGCUGAGACUUACAACGAGAAUAGUCCCAUGGCCCUAAAAGUGUCCGGUUUUCUCAAUGCCGCGGCCGCGGGGAUCUUGAUUUACAUGGCGCUUGUUGAUUUGGUAGCUCCAUUGUUCAUGAACCACAAAGCUCUGAGUAGUAUGAAGAUACAAUUAGCUUGUAGCGCAUCACUUGUUCUUGGUGCUGGUUUGAUGUCUCUUUUAGCUAUUUGGGCUUGA
Molecule: messenger RNA, 1083 nt
Organism: Arabis nemorensis
Lineage: Eukaryota; Viridiplantae; Streptophyta; Magnoliopsida; Brassicales; Brassicaceae
Source: the annotation of a GenBank genome assembly